Messenger RNA from Gadus chalcogrammus (walleye pollock), 5855 nucleotides. It is a transcript of the gene plcg2, whose product is annotated as phospholipase C, gamma 2. NCBI's taxonomy places the organism in Eukaryota, Metazoa, Chordata, Actinopteri, Gadiformes, Gadidae. The record is from RefSeq and is a predicted model, not a curated record. The transcript is spliced from 33 exons. The coding region runs from base 394 to 4131 and encodes 1245 amino acids. Gene Ontology annotation, molecular function: protein binding; phosphatidylinositol-4,5-bisphosphate phospholipase C activity. Gene Ontology annotation, biological process: positive regulation of epithelial cell migration; phosphatidylinositol-mediated signaling; phospholipid catabolic process.
AUUACAUACAAUCUUUUUUUUUUUUUAUAGGGCAUCAUGUGCUGAAAUGUUUCCCUAGACUAGAAGAUUUACAGAGUCUGUACAUCCUCCAAAAAAGGCAUCACUGUAUAUAAUUAUGCAAUACACCAAAUGCAAUGUAUUUUCCUAUAGUUGUAUUUUGUGUAACAUGUUUGGUGACUAAGGUGCAGCCCUUAUUAUGAACUCAAACAUCAGCAGCAGGUCUACGUUCACUGAUGGAGAUAGGCCACAGCUACCAAGUUUUGCAUAGACUCCGUGUCGCAUUGGAGUCUAUGGCUAGAGAAAUUUGCAGUAUCCAAUGCCAGGCGCUGUUUGGUCCGAGAGAGAACUUUAGUUUGCAUAGAUACCGUCCAUGCUUCCGGAUCUCUUCAUGCUAUGUCCAAAAUGGUGGACAUGGCGCGACCGGCGUUUGGGCAGGGGGAGCUGACGGAGUACAAGAGGAGCCUGAUGAAGCGCGACCUGGAGAUGGGCAUGGUGAUGAGCGUGUUCAGGCAGCGUGUGGAGCGCCUCACAGUCCAGGUCGUCACGGAAACACGGCAGGUGGCGUGGACACGCACCGCCGACAAGACGGACGGAGUCUUGGACCUGUUUGAGAUCAGGGAGCUCCGGCCCGGGAGAAACUCCAAAGACUUUGAGCGCUUCAAAGACGGAAAGGACAAACACGAUGAAAACACCUGCUUCACAAUCUUCUACGGCUCCAUGUUUGUCCUCAACACCCUGAGUCUCGGAGCGGACACUGUGGAGGAUGCAGAGAAAUGGCUGACUGGGCUGGAGCUACUGAGACAGGAGACACUUGUAGCCCCGACACCAGCGAUAAUUGAGAGUUGGUUACGAAAACAGAUGUAUUCCAUUAACCAUACCAAGAAGAACAGUCUCACCUUGAAAGAGCUGAAAGCCCUCCUUCCUCAGAUCAACUAUAAGGCUUCCAGCACACGCGUACUCAAGGACAAGUUGUCGGAAGUGGGAGCCAAGAAAGAGCAUCUGGAUUUUGCACAGUUCCAUAAACUGUACAACCUCCUCAUGUUCGAACAGAAAGAUAUCCUCGAGGAGUUCAAAAGGGAGUCGUGUGCAUUCAUCAUGGGGAACACAGACCGGCCGGAUGCAUCGACAGUCCUGCUGCAUGACUUCCAGAGGUUUCUCCUCUACCAACAGAAGGAACCCUGGGCCAACAAUCUUAACCUUGUCAAAGAGCUCAUGACUACAUUCAUCGAUGACACAAUGAGGAAAACCAACGAACCCGAGUUCAAUGUCAGCGAGUUCCUGAACUUCCUGUUUUCCAAGGAGAACUCGAUCUGGGAUGAGAAGCAAUCCGAAAUCAACACCGCGGACAUGAACAACCCUCUGUCUCACUACUGGAUCAGCUCCUCCCAUAACACCUACCUGACCGGCGACCAGCUGCGCAGUGAGUCUUCCACCGAGGCCUACGUCCGCUGCCUGCGUCUGGGCUGCCGCUGCAUUGAGUUGGAUUGCUGGGAGGGACCUGGGGAGCCCAUCAUCUACCACGGCUGGACCAGGACCACCAAGAUCAAGUUUGAAGACGUGGUCAAAGCCAUCAAUGAGCACGCCUUCGUCACAUCUCAGUACCCGGUGAUCCUGUCCAUUGAGCAGCACUGCCCGGUAGAACAGCAGAAACAGAUGGCUCGCAUCUUCACCGACGUGUGCAAGGACAAGCUGCUCACCGAGCCCGUAGAGCACAUGGCCGAACAACUGCCCUCCCCCACCCAGCUCAUGGGCAAGAUCAUCCUCAAGCACAAGAAGUUGAACUUGGAGGAAUCGAUUUCAAGCAAAGACUUCAGGAAGGGCCAGAAACAGGGAGACCUGGAUAUCUGGGACCCGGUGGACCAGCGAUGGAACAAGCACUACUGCGUGAUCGCCAACAACAAGCUGUACUAUGCUGAGGAGUAUGAGUCAGAGGAGGGAGAACCCCAAGAGUUCCAGGAGCAGCCCUGGUACCACGGCUUCAUGCCUGAGGGGACGCAGGCGGCCGAGAAGCUCUUGGAGGACUUCUGUGCGGUGUCGGGCGACCUGGACGGCACCUUCCUGGUCCGCAAGAGCAACACUAAUCUGACGAGGUUCACCCUCUCCUUCCGGCGCGGUGGCAGGGUGCAGCACUGUCGGAUCUCGUCCCGCCUGGAGGAGGGGCGGGCCUACUACUUCCUGACCAACAGCCUGCUGUUCCCCAGCCUGAGCGACCUCAUCCAGCACUACCGCGCCAACCCCCUGCGCUGCCAGGACUUUGAGCUGCGGCUCACCGACGACGUGCCCCAGCCCGACCUCCACCUGCACCAAAGUUGGUUCUACAGUAACCUGAGCAGGGGUCAGGCGGAGGACUACCUGCUGAGGAUCCCCAGAGACGGAGCCUUCCUCAUCAGGCAGCGGGAGGGAGUAGCGGACACCUUUGCCAUCACGUUCAGGGGCGAUGGUAAGGUGAAACACUGCCGGAUCAACAAGGAGGAAGGCGUCUUCCUCCUGGGCAACUCCAUUGAGUUUGACAGCCUGGUGGAGCUGGUCAAUUACUUCAAGAAGAAGCCCCUGUACCGCAAGAUCAAACUACGUUACCCAGUCACCCCCGAGCUGGUCAGCCGCUUCAGCACGGAGAAAGACUGUGCCUCCCUGUAUGAAAUGAAGACGUACGUGGAGCCCAACGAGAUCGAGCCAACACUGCCUCUGAAUUCAGUGAAGGCCUUGUAUGCCUACCAGGCGACCAGGCCUGACGAACACACCUUCGCCAAGGGAGCUAUCAUGCACAAUGUGACCAAGGAGAACGACAGCUGGUGGAAAGGAGACUAUGGAGGGAAGCUGCAGCUGUACUUCCCUGCCAACCGCGUGGAGGAACUCUUCAGCAACCCAAAGCCCGAGCCAAAAGCCAAGGAAAUGGAGUACAACCCGUUGGGUGAACUGUGCAAGGGCAUCGUGGACAUCUCCAAAUGUAACAUCCAAAACUUGGCGAACGGUAAGAACCAGAAGUCCCACGUGGUGAGCCUGCAGGAGAACGCAGACGACAGCCUAGAGUUUGACCUGUCGGCCGACUCCCUGGAGGAGCUGUUUGAGUGGUACCAGGUGGCCUGGGUCAUCACCCAGCGCGAGAUGCAACGGGAACAGGAGCAACGGGAACAGGAGAUCAAGCAGCAGGAAGUGGCAAAACGUGAUGUGGUCGCCAUGGAGAUGUCAGACCUGGUCGUUUACUGUCAGCCUCGCAGCAAGGAGAAAGACCGCUUCGACAGCUACACCUACAAGGAGGUCCGCUCCUUUGUGGAGAACAAGACGCCGGGGAAGAGCCAGACACAGAAGUUCCUGCAGUACAACCGCAUGGCCCUGAGUAGGGUUUACCCCAAAGGCCAGCGUGUGGAGUCCUCCAACUAUGACCCCCACCCCCUGUGGGCGGCCGGCUGUCACAUGGUGGCUCUCAACUUCCAGACUGCUGAUAAAUACACCCAGCUGAACAGCGCCCUCUUCAGUCUGAACGCGAGCACAGGGUACGUGCUGCAGCCAGAGAUGAUGCGCUUCGACACCUACGACCCCAAUUCGGAGAGGAGGCAGGUCAAGAUGAACGUCGUCGUCAGGGUGAUCGCUGCCCGCCACCUCCCCAAGCUAGGCCGGAGCAUCGUCAGCCCCUUCGUGGAGGUGGAGCUGUGUGGCCACACGGAGGACAACAAGUUCAAGACGGCCGUCUUCCGAGAAAACGGUCUGAACCCGGUGUGGAAGACCCCGGCGGAGGCUGCGGCGCUCCCGGUGUACGACCCCGAACUCUCCUUCCUGCGCUUCGUGGUCAACGAGGAGGACAUGUUCUCAGACCCAAACUUCCUGGCCCAGGCCACCUUUCCUCUCCGAGGCAUCCGCACAGGUUAUCGCUCGGUACCCUUGAAGAAUGGGUACAGUGAAAACUUGGAGCUGGCCUCGCUGUUGAUCUACAUUGACAUUGAGCAAGUGGGGAAAGCAGAGGAGGAGCUCUACUCGUCGUCCGGCCAGCUGCAGAAGAAGCCGUCGUCGGGCAGCGAGCCCUUCCUGUACGACAGCCACAGCAGCACCAGCCGCUACGGCCUGGCCCGGCAGAGCAGCGCCGAGAAACAGAAGGUCAAGGAGAAGAAAAUCAACAACAGCAAGUUCUACUAAUAAUGAAUAGUUCCACCUCUGACCUCAACACACGAACACACACACACACACACACACAAACCGCCGCGUACCCUCCCUCCUACACUGUUGUAGAGAACGGCUUCUUCCAGUAGCAGACCAAGGGAACAUUGCGUUCGGAUUCCGAUUGGCUGCGAUUGUUUGAGAUUUUUAUACAUAUAUAUAUAUUUAGACCUUAGUUACAGCAUCAUACUCAUUAUACUCAUAAUCUCCGUCAUCCACGGGGAUCCACAACCCACCCCUUGUCAUGCUCCCUGUUUAGUUCCAUCAAUCCGUUUGUACAUUCAGAUUAGGACCAAACACACGUUUCAUGUGUUAUCUAUGGUUUAUCUAUUGUGCUUAGUUUCAUGCAUUUUGUCAAUAGCCAAACCUUUGGCUUGCUCCAUGUCUUUCCUCUAAUAUUUGUAUCCAUAUGAAUUGUAUUUGAGUUUUUAAGUCUUUGGAAAUCUUGAAUUGAAGGUAGUAUGUGUGUGUGUGUGUAGUUGCUUGGGUGACAUUUUAGAAGGAAAAUCGCAGUCUAGCCACCUCUGAUAAUAACUUGCCACUAGACCCAGGAUAGUCUAACGGUUAGGGGUUUUGGAUCACCGCUUAAAGCUGUUAGAUGCCUAGCCUCCUACCUGGGCCUCCCUGUAAGUCAUUUUGGGGAAAAGCAUUUGCUAAAUUAUUAAUUAGUAAGGGCAUUUGGUACAGAUCUACAAUACUUAAUAUAAGUGAUGGCUUGGAAUAGGACAUAUUGUAUAGAUGAAAUGAAGAAACGUAUGCUGCUACAGUCAAUACAUACAUACAUGCAUACAUUAGUUUUAUGCCCUUGAACCUGCAAAAACAAUAAGCAGUGUGUAGAAUUGCUCAAUUUUUCAAACUCCAUGUACUGUGUAAUACCAAAGAUUGAUACUGUCAAUGACAGGUUAAGUAUGAAGAUUUUGUUAGAUAUCCCUUGGUUGAAUAUGAUUCACAUGCAAAACCUGUUAAAUAUGCAGUCAGUGUGUUUUUAAUGCUCCCAUGAUGACCUUACAAUGGACUGAGCCAAUAAAAUGUUUCAUUAUGCUGUUCUUUAAAAAGACAUUCAGACCUUUGAAUUUCCAUGAAUGGGAUGGACCCCUAACAGUUUUUUAACUGAACGUUCAUUGUAACUUAUACUGAAACAACACCUAAUGUGUUAGAUUUUUCUUGCAUGGGCUAUUCUGUACAAAUAGUAUCUCACUAUUGACAACUGGCGGGCGUAAACAAACUGAUAUACAAACUGUUUUUGUAUAACUGGGCUUUCAUCCAUUGGGAUGAGAGCCCAGUUAUACAAAUACAGUUUGUAUAUCAGUUUGUUUAACUAUGGCCGUUAGGAGGGCAGAUGCUCUUUCCAAUCCAUCUAAAUAUUAUAUUAAACUCAUAAUCUCCUGCUCCAUGAAGUAGAGAAUCUUGCAUCAUAUUAUAGCACCAAUCGAAUCCAGCUAAACACAGCAGGAGCCUAUAUAGAAUAUAAAAAAGAAUCCAUUGAUCCACAGUUGGUGAACAUCAAUGGAUAUAAUUAAAUAGCAGAUCUAAUUACAUUUGAACUAACAAAGUUAUCAAUUUGUUAUGGCUUAUGGACUGCAAGGCCUCUUAACAACUCAUUUGACCUCCAUAGUGGCUAUCAUGCGUGGCCAGAUCUACCUGAUCUAUUUAACUGUCCAUAAAAACAUAAAUAAAAGUCUCACACCACUAACACAUAUUCA